Molecule: messenger RNA, 1247 nt
Organism: Aspergillus wentii DTO 134E9
Lineage: Eukaryota; Fungi; Ascomycota; Eurotiomycetes; Eurotiales; Aspergillaceae
Product: cytochrome c oxidase assembly protein
Exons: 4
Coding region: 35-790 (251 amino acids)
Cellular component (GO): mitochondrial inner membrane
Molecular function (GO): copper ion binding
Source: RefSeq, a predicted model, not a curated record
UCGUUGCAUCCAUGCUCUCAUCAAGUCAAUCAUUAUGUUCUCUCGUUUUGUCUCCCCAUUGGGCAGGUUCCCGUUGGCUAGAGCCGUUCCCCGGCCAUCGGUAUACUCCAAUGUGAGACGUUUCGACCAGCGAUUUUUCUCCCGGAAAUCCUUUUUGAAUGCGCGGAGUUCAUCGGCCUCUGCGCCGUUUAACACUCCACAGUCUCAAAAACGAAAUGCGUCCGCUAUGUAUUAUACAGUUAGUGUGAUUCUCGGAACCGUCGCUCUUGCUUAUGGCUCAGUCCCUCUUUACAAAAUGAUUUGCCAACAGACUGGCUGGAGUGGCCAGCCUGUUACCACUCAUCGCGGUGGGGGUGAAGAUACCUCUUCGCGCGUGACUCCUGUUACGGACUCACGUCGCCUUCGUAUUACAUUUAAUGGCUCGGUCUCGGACGUUCUACCUUGGAAGUUUACGCCGCAACAACGAGAGGUCAGGGUCCUCCCAGGAGAAACCGCCCUUGCGUUCUUCACAGCAACAAAUCAAGGCCCGGCCGACAUUAUUGGUGUGGCAACAUACAGUGUUACGCCCGGCCAGGUUGCCCAGUAUUUCAGCAAGAUCCAGUGUUUUUGCUUUGAGGAGCAGAAGUUAAAUGCCGGAGAAUCGGUGGAUAUGCCGGUUUUCUUUUUUAUUGAUCCGGACUUUGCAAAGGAUCCUGCCAUGAAGGGAAUUGACACUAUCACGCUUUCUUACACCUUUUUCAAGGCCCGAUACGAUGACAAUGGCGUUCUCAAGCCCAUGCCGUCUAACUGAAGAAACAAUUGCAAUUGGAUGCUUUCUUCCUCCAAUUUUGGACAAAGCAUAUGAUAGCAACCUCACCCAUUUUUGCCAGCCGGUUUCAGGAUAUCAACCCGGAAUCUGGGACAUGAAUUGGUCUAUUAGGGCUCAGAUGUCUCUGGAUAAAUGUGAGGCUUCAACGGGCCCGUGCCCUUUAUCGUGAAGCAAAAGGGCCUUAUGAAGCCUUCCUCGUUGGAGACUUCUUGAUCUCCAGCGAAGGUCUUUCUCCUCUCUUAUAAAGGGAUUUUGGAUGUAUUAUAUGCUUCUGAAUUGUAUAUGUGGAAAAGUUGCUUUUGUACCAUACCAGCGUAUAUGUACAUACUAGAUCGGUUAUUGAAUCUAAAGGCUGGGAAUUUUCUACUUGAUGAAGAUAGUAUCUACGUGGAUUGCCACAAUAAUAUCCCCAACUUCACUUGAACACUCAUAUCUUGGC